UAACUAUUAUACAGUGAAUCUAAAAUUACUAAACCAAAAGUAUUAAAAACCAUCAUGAAUCGUUUAAUCUUUUUCGCUGCUGCACUCUCAUUAGUUUUCACUAUCGUCAAUACACAAAGCGUGUCAGACUCCGAUGCCGAUUCCGAAAUUUUGGAAGAGUCUACCACCGAAAAUCCCACGGAGUACAUUGAAGAUUUCUCUAAGAUGGAUUUAACCAGCAAUGACAGUGAAUCAGUCAAAUCACGGGAAGAUGAAAUGGCCAACGAAAUAGCCUAUAUGAUAACAUUUAUAACAAAGUCCUUUGGAGAUAUGUCAAAAAUUAUAGAAGACAUGAAAAGUCUAAGUAGCAGUACGAACAUCGACGAAGCUUCCAUAAAAAAUUUUGUAGAUAAUUUAAUAAAUUAUGUAGAGGACACUGAAAUCAUGAAGCAGCAAAUCAAUCGUGUGGUAGAAGUUAGAGAUCAAUUUCAAGGCGCGAUUGUAAAAAAUAUGAACUUAUUGGCAGUUAAUGCGGAAGAAGCAGAAAAAAUGGAAAAGGAACUACGUAAACAGAUGAAACUCCGAUUACCUAAUAUCCCAACUCCACAAAACAUGGAGCUUCCAAGUAUGCAAAAUUUUCUCCAAAAUUAAAUUCAAGUUUAUUUAAUUUGUUUUGUAAUUUUACUUUAAAGUUUUUUUUUCAAUAUUCUUAUUAACUGUGUCAUUUUGGUCAUAUUUAAAUAAAAUAUAAAAUAGAUUUAACUAACAAA
This is a messenger RNA of Aphis gossypii (cotton aphid), 749 nucleotides long. RefSeq lists its product as uncharacterized. The record is from RefSeq and is a predicted model, not a curated record. Lineage: Eukaryota; Metazoa; Arthropoda; Insecta; Hemiptera; Aphididae. The transcript has a single exon. Bases 55 to 630 code for a protein of 191 amino acids.